AGACUUUCAGCUCAGCACAGUUUGUGCUGAAGGAAUGGAGGAGUGAGUGACUACAGAGAAGGCGUUGUGUCUCCUCUCUGGACCCUGUGAUCGGUGAGACAUGUCCGGCCUUCAGGAUCUUAAAGAUCUAUUCAAACAGCAGCUCCUCGCUGGACCAACAUCCGGGUACGAAGAGGAUCUGCACCGCCAGAGGAAACUGCUGGUUGUGAUUUUAACACCUGGAUCAACCCGGAGAGGUGCAGUGUUUCCUGCAGACGUCCAGCAGCUCUCAGGGAUUAAAGAAGAGCCUCCCGAGCAGCAGGAGUGGAGCCUGGAGGACGCUAAGCUUCCUCACAUCAAAGAGGGAAGAGGAGGAACUCAUGGAGCAGUCAGGAGGGGAGAGCAGCUUCAAGGACUGGAGGAGGAAGAUGUCACCAAGUUCACAUUUACUACUGUUUCUGUGAAGAGUGAAGAUGAAGAAGAAGAAGAAGAAGAAGAAGAAGAACCACAGUCCUCACUGGUUCAUCAGGGACAAACUGAACAGAUGGAAACAGACGCUGAUGGAGAGGACUGUGAGGAAGCAGAACCAGAAAGACAUUUACAACCAGAGACUGAGGUCAAGACCGAGGACUCAUAUGAACCUGAGACAAAAGUGUGUCAGCCAGAGAUCAUCAACACUCUGGAAGACACUGAACAGAUGAGACUAAAGAUGAUGAAGAAGUCACACAGCUGCUCUCAGUGCGGUAAAACAUUCAAAAGAAACUGGCAUCUAACCGAACACAUGAUGAUUCACACGGGAGAGAAACCCUUCAGCUGCUCCAUAUGUGGUAAAAGAUUUACCCGAAAGUACCCUCUGACCCAACAUGUGAUGAUUCACACCAAAGAGAAACCAUAUCGUUGCUCCGAGUGUGGGAAAAGGUUUAACACUAAAAGAAGCAUGAAGAGGCACAGGUUGGUUCACGGCGGGGGGAAAGGAUUCAGCUGCUUGGAGGGUGCAAGAAAAUCCAGGCAUGGAAGAAAUAAAAGCAGCCACAUGGAAACCGAACAAGAAGAGAAAUCUGAUUAUGACGCAGAGAGUAUACAAACUUUAACAGGUGAAAUCCAAACUCAACCAGGAGAGCAAUCUGCGAGCUUGUUUGAUCACAGCACAGCUAGUACAAAAGCUACGAGCAGUGACGCCCAAAGUCAGACAGAAGAGAAACCAUUUGGCUGCUCUGAGUGUGGGACGAGAUUUACCCAAAAGAGAAGUCUGACCAGACACAUGGCGACUCACACCGGAGAGAAACCAUUCAGCUGCUCCAUGUGUGGGAGAAGGUUUGCCCGAAAGGGAAAUAUGACCACACAUAUGAUCAUUCACACAGGAGAGACACCAUUCAGCUGCUCCAAGUGUGGGAAAAAGUUUAAUUCCAGAGGGAGCAUGAAUAAUCAUCGGUUAGUUCAGUGUGGGGAGAAAGCAAUAAGCAGCUCUGAGUGUGAUGUAGGAUCUGAUGGAAGCAGUAACAUGCAAACACACACAGGAGAGAACCCCGUUAGCUUCUCUGAGUAUAGCAGUGCUACAAAUGUGAUCAGGUCAAACGCGAAGUCCCACAGAAGAGAAACCCUUCAGCUGCUCCGAGUGCGGCGAAGGAUUCACCCAAAGAGGAACUCUGAACAGGACACAUGAUACUCCACACAGGAGAGAAACCCUUCUGCUGCUCUACGUGUGGGAAAGGCUUCACCCAGAAAGGAAAUCUGACCAAGCACAUGAUCGUUCACACGGGAGAGAAACCGUUCAGUCUGCUCGGUUGUGCGGGAAAAGAUUCACACAGAAGAAGUACGUGACCAAACACAUGGCACAUCACAGAGGAGAGAAACCCUUCAUCAUCGAGAGUACGGGAGCGUGGGGCUGCUGAGGCAAAGCAGCUAGUUUGGUAAAUUCAGGAUGUCGAUGAUGUCAUAGGAUUAAUCACUGAACUGAUUGGAAAACCAUUGAGAGUAAUAAAUAUAAAUAUAAUAUUUUAAGCGUAUUCAUAAAACAAUUCGUAUUAAAGGUGACAUAUCAUGCAAAAUGGACUUUUUAAUGGUUCUCUCCCUGAAAUCUGUGUCCCUGGUCUACAAACCCCCCUGAGAAUGAAAAGAAUCCAUUCUGCCCCUGUUCUGAUUUCUCCACCUUUCUGUAAAUGUGUGCUGAAACCAGCCGUUUCAGUUUUCAGUGUUUUUCAUACGUCACAACGCCAUCCGGUCUGUAACAGGAAGUCAGAGCUCGGAGCCUGUUCAGCCCAUAGACUGUAUAAAAUACAACUCACCCCUCCUCAGUUUUUCAUUCCCUGCACACUGUGUGCUAACAAGGAGCUUAGGAGGGAGGCAUGCUAGUUGUAGGCUGUCUUAAUAAACACAAAGGUCGGUUUGAACUCCCCACGUCUGCAGAUUUGAAGAUCUAGUGAUGAUUUUUAGUUUUCAUGGAAAAGUGCUAGCGCUAGUUAGCAUAGGCCACAUAGCUACAUGUUGGUAGCUGUGUACCAAGACACACGUCGACAUGCGGACAAAUAAAACAACAAGAAACACUAAAUCUGUGACCAGUGGUUCAGAAAGGUCCUGCUGCAGGCGCCUCUCCGUCAGGAUCAGAUUCUGGAUCAGAUUCAGAGGGUUGAAGUAACGCGGGUCUGUGAGCAGCCGUGUAUAUUCAGCCAACAUGUAAACAUUAGAUCAACGUGCUGGAGAGCCGAGGGCGCAUCCACUUCCUGAGGGGGGCGUGGUCAGAGAGCUCAUUCUCAUUUAAAGGCACAGACACAGAAAACAGCCUGUUCUGAGCAGGGCUGAAAAAGAGGGGUUUACAGGCAGACCAAAAUCUGAUUUCAAAGUGUUUUUUUGAGCAUAAACUUUAAAGACAUGUUUUGGGGACCUCUUAGACCAAUAUAGGUGAUGAAAAAGAGCGUAAUAUGUCACCUUUAAUGAGUUUGGUGAAGGGCCAAGGCGGGCAUUUAAUCGGGGUGUGUGAUAUUGACAAAAAAUAAUAUCUCAAUAUUUUGGGUGAUUUUUCCGAUAACAAUAAUUGAUGAUUUUUAAAUUCGUCAAAAAAUGUGCGUAAAAAAAAAUCAAAAAGCAUAAUUGUGUUUGUAAAAAGUCUAGAAAAUUAAAGGUUUGUAAUAAAAACUAAUUAAAACAACUUAUCUAAUUAAAUAGGACCACAUGGCAGUGCACUUUAUACUGUAGAUUCUGACGGCAUUACCUUAUUUAUUAUUUUUUACUUUACAUGAUGUCAUCUAUCAAUUAUUAUUAUUAUUAUCACAAUAGUUGUUACAUUAAAUGUGCUCCAACUUAUUCAGGAAUGUUCACAAAAUAAUUGAUUUCCUCAUUUUAUUUUUCUUUCAAUUCUGUCUCAUUUUUUUGAGCACCUUUCUUACAUAAUAACUUGAUAAUGUAAGAAAACAUGUUUUCCAGACGGUUUCAGCGUCCCUGUAAAGAAGUUUGAAAUGCACCGGCCACUUUCAAAUCCCAACUCUGCACACACUUCGGCUUUUGAAACAUUAAAAAUGUGGAACAAGAUUUACCUUAAAGAGUGAUCACUGGGAUUCACGUGGAGGAGAAACUUGUACGCUGCUCUGAGAGUGGGAAAAGAUUUACAAAGAGAGGACUGUGGGGAAUCAAAACAAUCCAGGGACUCAGUUUCAGAGAGACUGAGGUGAAGACUGAGAACUCAUCGAAUGUCCCUCUGCCUGUGGCUUCAAUCACGGAAGUACAGUUGGGAUGGACUCUUCCCACCGGCCCAAAGGGAUCAGAUGUCGGUCAACAGUCUUGGAAAAACUCCAAUGUUGUUCCUGAAUUUAACAAUUCAACUCUUCAAACUCUGAAGUAAAGCCGGGGAUCAAUGUGAACUGAAUAUAUAAUCAACAUGAGUGUUCGUCAUGUGAUCAUGUCUAAUGUGAUGUGACUGUUCUCGAUCGAGAACUCACUUUUCAUGGAUGUGUGAUAAAACUUGAUUUCUUUAACCUGA
Messenger RNA from Notolabrus celidotus (New Zealand spotty), 3952 nucleotides. Its product is annotated as gastrula zinc finger protein XlCGF57.1-like. Gene Ontology annotation, biological process: regulation of transcription by RNA polymerase II. NCBI's taxonomy places the organism in Eukaryota, Metazoa, Chordata, Actinopteri, Labriformes, Labridae. The coding region runs from base 101 to 1642 and encodes 513 amino acids. The transcript has 2 exons. Gene Ontology annotation, molecular function: RNA polymerase II cis-regulatory region sequence-specific DNA binding; DNA-binding transcription factor activity. The record is from RefSeq and is a predicted model, not a curated record.